Molecule: messenger RNA, 1166 nt
Organism: Etheostoma spectabile (orangethroat darter)
Lineage: Eukaryota; Metazoa; Chordata; Actinopteri; Perciformes; Percidae
Product: ras-related protein rab7
Exons: 6
Coding region: 361-984 (207 amino acids)
Biological process (GO): phagosome-lysosome fusion; endosome to lysosome transport
Cellular component (GO): phagocytic vesicle; late endosome; lysosome
Molecular function (GO): GTPase activity; GTP binding
Source: RefSeq, a predicted model, not a curated record
UGUUUUGGAGGAAGUGACCAGAACUCGGCUAGCAGCUAGCACGUUAGCUGGACAGGAAAAGCAAGCGUCAAACGGGAACGGUGCGAAAUAGACCAUUGUACUAAAUCGCUUCUGUUACACGAAGGGAGAUAUACAUCGACAGUGGCAGUGUUGCUUUUGAUAAGUAGGGUUAGCUGCGAGGCUAGCUAUCAGAGAGUAUUUAGCUGUCGACGCUCUAAACGUGUUGUUUUUUUUGACGGCAGACUUUAUAGGAGCUGCUAGCUCGGCUGCGCGUUAGCUAGCUAACGCUUCCAACCGAGGCAGAAGAAAAGUCCACUUUGAUAUUUGAUUUCUGCAGGAUCAUCGCCCAGCUGCGGCACAAUGACAUCAAGGAAGAAAGUACUACUCAAAGUCAUCAUCCUCGGAGACUCUGGAGUUGGGAAGACCUCGUUGAUGAACCAGUAUGUGAAUAAGAAGUUCAGUAACCAGUACAAAGCUACAAUAGGAGCGGAUUUCCUGACGAAAGAAGUCAUGGUGGAUGACAGACUUGUCACAAUGCAGAUUUGGGACACAGCAGGUCAGGAGAGGUUCCAGUCCUUAGGUGUAGCGUUCUACCGUGGAGCAGACUGCUGCGUCCUGGUGUUUGAUGUGACGGCACCCAACACCUUCAAGACUCUAGACAGCUGGAGAGACGAGUUCUUGAUCCAGGCCAGCCCUCGAGACCCGGAGAAUUUCCCCUUUGUUGUGCUGGGCAAUAAGAUCGAUCUGGAGAACAGACAGGUAACAACCAAGCGAGCACAGGCUUGGUGUCAAAGUAAGAACAACAUCCCAUAUUUCGAAACCAGUGCCAAGGAGGCAAUCAAUGUGGAGCAGGCCUUCCAGACUAUUGCACGCAACGCCCUCAAACAGGAGACCGAAGUGGAGUUGUACAACGAGUUCCCUGAGCCAAUAAAGCUGGACAGGAACGAGCGAGCCAAGCCUUCAGCGGAGACCUGCAGCUGCUGAGGAAUCUGAAGAUCUUCUGGGGGGGGAGGGAGGGCCCUCACUACCCUGUCUUGCCUUGUCUAUACAUCCCUUAUCCCAUGGCCCACUGUGUUAAUCCUUAAUGUCCAACAUACAAGCAGCAUCCAACUCAUUGAGUAUACUACUACACACAAACAUGCUGCACUCACCUUAUGUAUACAAAA